CCAGCCAAUCCGGCCUGAGGGUCGUAUUUUUUUGCGGCACUCUUGGGACCUGCCCUCACUCUCCAGCUAAAGCCCGCACCGCGCAGGUGGACGUCCAGAGCCCCGGUGUUCCAGUUACGCUCGCCCACCUCCGUCUGGUGAGGGCAAGGAGCUGACCCUUCCGUGGAUGUUGGACGUUGAAGCCCAGAUGCCCCCUCCGGGCGAAUGGAAAACGCCCCCCUUUGACCCGCGCUUCCCUAACCAGAACCAGACGCGUAACUGCUACCAGAAUUUUCUGGACUACCACCGGUGCUUGAAGACUAUGAACCGGCGCGGGAAAGACACACAGCCCUGCGAGUACUAUUUCCGCGUGUUCCAUUCCCUGUGUCCCAUCAGCUGGACGCUGGGGUCCCUCCCCUCUGCCUCUCCAGGUGCAGCGCUGGACCGAGCAGAUCCAGCAGGGAACUUUCCCGGGCAAAAUCUGACUGCGCAGCUGAGCGCGGCUCCUCAGUGACCGCUGUCCUCUGACCAAGCCCCAGCCUGGCUUACCCCAUCUCUUCUUUAUCUCUACGCCACGAAUAAAGUUAUGCUGCUGCUAA
Molecule: messenger RNA, 578 nt
Organism: Mesocricetus auratus (golden hamster)
Lineage: Eukaryota; Metazoa; Chordata; Mammalia; Rodentia; Cricetidae
Product: cytochrome c oxidase subunit 6B2
Exons: 4
Coding region: 167-493 (108 amino acids)
Cellular component (GO): mitochondrial crista; respiratory chain complex IV; mitochondrion
Source: RefSeq, a predicted model, not a curated record